AUGGGCCGGCAAGCCUACCUGGCUAAGAUCGCUUUCGGACGGUCGGCAUUCGAGCCUACUGAUGAGGUCACGGAAUCAGACGAGUAUAUACAACUUGCAGCUUCUCAGUCUGACGAGCCUCUGCCUCAACGAUACCGUGAAGCCAAGGCUAACAACUACAUUCAACUGUACGACGAGCGCGGCAAUCCUAUCAAUCCGCGCUCUCAUGCAUACGGCAAGAGACUGAGGGAUGCACAGAACGACGUUCUAGCCUCAGUAGGUGUAGUUGAGAGGCGCAGGUCUCCAUCUGAGGGGCUUCCUGGCUCGUACGAAGAGCGCCUCGAAGAGCUUGAGUCUGAAGAGACAGUAGGCAACGCGCUUGCCCUUGCGUCCACUGUUGUGGAGAACCUAUGUACCUGGUGGAUCGGCACCAUCAGAGACCGGGUUCUCACAUUUCGUAUCCCAAAUGCGAUUCCUUUCGUCCAGAUUGUGGCUUCUGAACGCGCGGCUUCUGACAAUUCGAUUGCGUAUACUGGCUUCACUUCUCGAUUUGUCUCCACGAUUGGCAUCCAAGCACUCGUCUACGGUGCAUACGUGUACCAGCCUAUCGAUCGUUUGGUGCAAGUCACGCGUGCGAGUUCCAAGACGCGUCGCUUUAUUCGGCGCACGAGGAGCGUGUUGACAUUUGGAUUCCGAUUAGGCCUCGAGGUCCUCUUCUAUCCUUUCUCUCAUCAUGCUAAUCUGCAACGACUGGGUCUUGUUGCAGCACGACCAUUGCUACCCUACUGGAAGUCUUUCAUCCCCUUCUCGCCGUGGUCGCCUCUCACACCACUGUCCAUUCACCAUGACGCAUCUGGAUCUGCUAUGAGCGUUGCGAAAGCCAUCGUCACUUCUCCUGUGGUAUUGAUGAUUGUGGAGCACUUCUAUGAGCGCUGGGUUUACUCUGCAAUAUUCGAAGCCGUUGAGACAUUCAUCAUUCGACCCGAUAAUGCGGAUAUAGAGAGCCCGGACGCUGUCAGUAAGGACCGUGCUACAUCCAUCCUGGGACUGCAGCGAAGAUCGCCGUCUCUGAUAAGGAAAACUAUCAACAGACUACUUGCAUUGCUUGGUUGGUGUGAGCCUGCUGACCUGGAUGAGGCAGAACGAAAGCCAUCGCUCGAUUCUGUAACAAGCGCGGGACAGAGUGUGGAAGUCGCUGGCGCCCAGCUUACGGACUUGACGCCUAUAAACAUGCCAAUUUCUCGUACCGACAGACCUGCCACCGACGGCGCCAACGACAACACUGUCACUAUACCCAUUGAGACUGCAGAUGACUUGAUACAUCUGACCACACCGCUAACGCCUACAGCGUCUGACCACAAUGACAAUGACCCGAGGAUUAGGAUUACCUCGCGCGAAGGCAUCGUAGAGAUGGAAGUACGGUUGCCCCCGCGAAUCAUUUCCUCUCACACCGAAGUCUUGGAUGCUCAGCCCACGUCUUCGAGCCACAACCAUCUCACUUCACGAAGAACCAACCGUCAAAUAGCGACUCGACCGCAUCACCGCGUGACUCAGCUUUCUACCGAGCCUUCACAGAUGAUCGGCGCUAUUGUCAAAGCACAGCUCGUUGGACUUGCAGUGCUUCCUUUCAAGCUUGUCGUCCUUCGGCUGGUUGCGUCUCAUUAUUUGGCCAGUCUAGAGCACAACGGGACUAUGCCACGCUUUGUCGAACCGUUUCCCGGCCUCAGUGACACGACCAUUCGAUCUAUUGGUAUUGGCAUGUCACGCGUAGCGCUCUGUGCUGCCUCCGAACUGGCCAUUGAUCUCAGCCUUUGGAGCAUACAAUAUCUGGCUGUCACCACCGCUGGCAAGAGUCUGUUUGGAUGGGGUGCACUCUAG
Molecule: messenger RNA, 1857 nt
Organism: Macroventuria anomochaeta
Lineage: Eukaryota; Fungi; Ascomycota; Dothideomycetes; Pleosporales; Didymellaceae
Exons: 3
Coding region: 1-1857 (618 amino acids)
Source: RefSeq, a predicted model, not a curated record